GGCCUCCGCAGUUCCCGGCUGGCAGCAGCCGGGAAAGUGCUUCCUGGCCUGGGCCGGCGCCGGCCUCCCCUGCAGUCCCAGCCUGGCGCUCCCACCCCGCCCGGCCCAGGACCGCCAUGGCCAAGGCCUACGACCACCUCUUCAAACUGCUGCUGAUCGGGGACUCGGGGGUGGGCAAGACCUGUCUGAUCAUUCGCUUUGCCGAGGACAACUUCAACAGCACGUACAUCUCCACCAUUGGAAUUGAUUUCAAGAUCCGUACUGUGGACAUAGAGGGGAAGAAGAUCAAACUGCAAGUCUGGGACACGGCUGGCCAGGAGCGAUUCAAGACAAUAACUACUGCCUACUACCGUGGAGCCAUGGGCAUCAUCCUGGUCUAUGACAUCACGGACGAGAAAUCCUUUGAGAAUAUUCAGACUUGGAUGAAAAGCAUCAAAGAGAAUGCCUCAGCUGGGGUGGAGCGCCUCCUGCUGGGGAACAAGUGUGACAUGGAAGCCAAGAGAAAGGUGCAGAAAGAGCGGGCAGACAAGCUGGCUCGAGAGCACGGAAUCCGGUUUUUCGAGACAAGCGCCAAAUCUAGCACGAAUGUGGAUGAGGCUUUCAGCUCCCUGGCCCGAGACAUCUUGCACAAGUCCGGAGCCCGGAGACUGGGAGACAGCAACAAGGCCUCCAGUGCUGCCCUGCAGCCCUGCGACAGGAAGAACGCCAGCAAGUGCUCCCUGAGCUGAGGCCCUGUCCGCUGCCCACCUAGCGCUGGAGGCCUAACCGGGAGAGACCGGGCUGAGGGCAGCCGGGAGGCACAGUGGGGACUCUGGAUAGGUAGACAGGUGGUGAGAAGAGAGAAGGUGGAGAAGGAAGGGGGAGAAGAGGCAAGGAAGGCAUGGGCAGGGAGAAGAGGGAAGGGAUAAAGGAUGUGAGAGAGAUGGAGGGGUGAGACCAGACGCAGGGAGGCUGGCAGGCUGGGCAGCCUCAGGCCUCCGGCUGUCCCUGGGUCUUCAGGACAAACCUAAAUGUAAAUCUGUGGGGUUCUGUUACUGACUGGGGUUCAACGGUCCAUCAAGAGACUGGCUAGGUACCACACUUUGAAGACUUGUCAUUUUGCAGGGUCUUUCUCAGUAUUAAAGGCCUCCAUUGGCACUAA
Messenger RNA from Cavia porcellus (domestic guinea pig), 1141 nucleotides. It is a transcript of the gene Rab13, whose product is annotated as RAB13, member RAS oncogene family. The record is from RefSeq and is a predicted model, not a curated record. The transcript is spliced from 8 exons. Gene Ontology annotation, biological process: protein localization to plasma membrane; Golgi vesicle fusion to target membrane; protein secretion. Gene Ontology annotation, cellular component: endosome; plasma membrane; trans-Golgi network transport vesicle. The coding region runs from base 117 to 728 and encodes 203 amino acids. Gene Ontology annotation, molecular function: GTP binding; GTPase activity. NCBI's taxonomy places the organism in Eukaryota, Metazoa, Chordata, Mammalia, Rodentia, Caviidae.